GCAAGCCCUUGCUUGACCAGUCUCAAGAAAGCUCGUCUACGGCUCUGCUCCUCGCCGGCGAUGACGCCCGCGGAGACCUCCCCGCCGGCGCCACCUCCACGUGCUUCUCACCCUGUCUCCUCCCCGCUCCUCCUACAAGACCCCACAACCCAGGCCACGUGCCCUUGGAGGGAGCAGCUCACCGUCCGUGGCGUCGCCGUGGCUGCGGCGCUGGGCGCGCUGCUCUGCGUGGUAAUCCACCGCCUCAACCUCACCGUCGGGGUUAUACCGGCGCUUAACGUCGCGUCGGGCCUCCUCGCCUUCUUCCUCGCCGCGGCGUGGCGUGCUGCCGCCGGGUGGCUAGGGUUUGGCCGCGGGCCGCCCUUCACGAGGCAGGAGAACACCGUCAUCCAGACGUGCGCCAUAGCAUGCGCCGGCCUCGCGUUUAGCGGGUGCUCCGCCUCCUACAUCUUUGCUAUGGACAGGAAGACUUAUGAGCUCGUGGGACCAGACUAUCCCGGUAAUCGAGCCGAAGAUGUUAAGGAUCCUUCACUUGGCUGGAUGAUCAGUUUCUUGUUCCUCAUUGCUCUCGUUGGGCCAUUUAGCAUUGUCUUGCUUCGAAAGGUAAUGGUGAUUGAUUACAAGCUUGCAUUCCCUGGUGGAACAGCUACAGCUUUGAUGAUCAAUAGCUUGCAUGGGAAAACGGAUGGUGAUCUUGCAGGGUAAGGCAACAGGAAAAAGCUGCACUGCCUUGUAAAAUACAUGGGCAUUAGUUUUGUUUGGAGCUUCUUUAAAUGGUUCUUUAGUGGUGUUGGUGACUCUUGUGGUUUUGACAAUUUCCCAACAUUUGGGCUUGAAGCUUUUAAAAGCACGUUUUAUUUCGACUUCAGUCCUAGUUAUGUCGGGUUUGGUUUUAUUUCCCCUCAUAUUGUAAACUGCUCAGUUUUCCUUGGAUCUGUCAUAUCUUGGGGCUUUCUUUGGCCAUUUAUUAGUGCACAAGCUGGUCAUUGGUACCCAGAUAACCUUGGUAACAGUGAUUUCAGAGGCCUAUAUGGUUAUAAGAUAAUCCCAUAAAACAGAUACGCCUUGUAACUACUAUCUGUAAACAGUCCAGUGUUUGGCAGUCCAAGCCUAAAUGGAAUAAAAUCAUGUGGGGAACAAUCCCCCCCUGUUGAGCUUUUAAAAAAUGAUUAAUGUGCAUGGGUUUCUUCAACUGAAUUUUGUUUCAAGGAUCUGGGAAAUGAUUUUUUUUGGCCUGCAACACUGAAGAUAGGUCAUGCUGUCAUGCUUGAUUUCCUCAUAAAAUGCGUAUUCAUGCAGGUCUUCAUAGCCAUUUCGAUUAUACUUGGAGAUGGCCUAUACAACUUGGUUAAGAUAUUUAUUGUCAUUGCUAGAGAAUUAUGCAGCAUGCAAUCGAAACAACAUGAGCUGCCUGUUCAAGCUCUGGAAGAUGACGGGAGUUGUGAACAACUAGCAGAUGAGAAACUACAAACAGAGAUAUUCCUCAAAGAUAGUAUAUCUCCUUGGUUUGCUGCUUCUGGUUACAUUGUCCUGGCAGCAAUAUCCACCGCCAGUGUGCCCGCCAUAUUUCCCCAGCUCAAGUGGUACCUUGUCCUCCUGUGCUACUUCUUCGCUCCCGUGGUUGCGUUCUGCAACUCCUACGGAAUGGGCCUCACCAACCUGAACCUUGCCCCGACCUACGGCAAGAUCGCCCUCUUCGCGUUGGCCUCGCUCGUCGGCAGUGAUGGCGGUGGAGUCAUCGCCGGCCUUGCAGCCUGUGGCAUCGUAAUGUCCGUUGCCUGUUCCACAGCCGAUCUAAUGCAGGACUUGAAGAGCGGGUACCUGACCCUCUCGUCGCCGCGGUCGAUGUUCACUGCCCAGCUGAUCGGCAUCGCGCUCGGGUGCGUCAUAGCUCCGCUCACGCUGUGGCUCUUCUGGACAGCCUUCGACAUCGGCGACCCUGACGGGGAGUACAAGGCCCCCUUUGCCAUCAUGUUCCGGGAGAUGGCCAUCCUCGGGAUGGAGGGCUUCUCCGCGCUGCCACUGCACUGCCUUGACAUCUGCUAUGCCGCCUUCUUCCUCGCCUUGGCCACCAGUCUCCUCAAGGACGUGGCGCCCGCAAACGUGUCCAGGUUCAUCCCCAUACCGAUCGCUAUGGCUGCGCCGUUCUACGUUGGCGCCUACUUUGGCGUGGACAUGUUCAUAGGCACGGCGAUCUUGUACGCCUGGCAGAAGCUGAACCGGGAGCAGGCUGAUGGUUACGCGGUGGCUGUGGCGUCCGGGCUGAUCUGUGGAGAUGGGAUCUGGAGCAUCCCUUCUGCUCUUCUGUCCAUCCUGGGAGCUGUUCCACCCAUCUGCAUGUCGUUCGAGGCUUCCUCUGCUCCCAGGUGAGAGAUGAACAAUACGCAGAAGUUUUUAUUACUGGCCAUAUGUUUGCGCCAUUGAUGAAACCAUAUGGAUUGUAACACAAAGGAGGUGUUAGUUGUUCGUAAUUUGUACCUCCGAUGAUUUUAUAUGAAACAAAAACACGUCUUUGCAUGUAAUGUAAAUACAUACAUUCUCUGGUUUGAAACUUCGAAUACACAUCGUAGAUUUUUCAUUUUAAACAACUAUACAACAUAAGCAUCAACUGUAAUGUUGUGUUCUAUA
This is a messenger RNA of Zea mays, 2628 nucleotides long. The record is from RefSeq and is a predicted model, not a curated record. Lineage: Eukaryota; Viridiplantae; Streptophyta; Magnoliopsida; Poales; Poaceae.